GAUUAGACUGCGGCCGGUGUCGUUCCAAUUUUAUUACACCUCACUGUCCCAAUAGCAGUGUAUAGCAAGCGGUUUAAUGUCAUAUACAGAUAAAUAUUAGGGUUUAUUCCAAUAUCAUCGUCCUACUUCUCCCUAAACUGUCGAAAAAAGUCCACACUGAACAUGCGAAAGGAAAGUAUUGAUGCUGCCCACCCCUCUACCGUAAUCGCACGACCCAAUAACCUGCUCGUUCUGAGCGUGUUUCGGUCAUGAUUCACAGAACCGGGUGACAAUAACAUGGUGUAGUCACAACUUUGGGCUUCCGCGGUCUUCUGAACGUUCGUGUGGAAGUUCUCCUUUCAGAAAAUGGCGAACACGACAGGAACGGUACUUCCCACUGAUCCAAGCCUUUCGGCGACAAAUGGAACUGCAGGGUCUUCGGUUUUCCCGACGUCCAGCAGUGGCUCAACGCUAUCACCGCUCAUACCGGACAACAUAACGUCCACAAUAGUGAACGUUGUGACCAACAUAACCUCAGCUGUAACGGACAUGAUGACCAACACAACAACCGCCAAUGCCACUGAAAUAACACCGACUCUACUACCAAACACAACCGUUUUUGGUCAACCGACCCUGUCAGCAUCAACGAUCCCUCCGGCGGUUACCAAUGGAACUACAGCUACGAUCGCUCCAACCGUGACCAAUGGUUCUACAGCGUCAUCGAUCUUUACGACAAUCUCGAGAGAACUGAGCACACUUUCCACAGACUUGAGCACUGCUGUUUCCACAGCGCGCUCCACUAUAUGUGACAACCUGUGCCAAAGUAUUGGGAAUUGCCAGUACAACGCGACGAGCACCCGCUGUGAUUGCCCGCUAGAUGGCGCCCCUGCACCUACCCAGUGCGCUUCCUUCGAAAGUUGCUCAAACUCAACGCUAACUUGUACGUCGAACUGCACCAGGAUGGUGUAUGGGCUACAAGAGUUCGUCAGCUGUGAGUGUAUUGAGGAAGAGAAUUGUGGACCAGUGCCUGUGCCAGACAGACAAGACGACCUGGCCAUCAUCCUAGGCGUCGUCUUCGGCAUCAUUGCUCUCCUCCUCCUCAUCGCCCUCAUCUACUGCUUCUGUAUGACGAAGAAGCGCCGCGCCACCAAGGGUUCGUACAACCCCAGCGCGCAGGAGAAGAAGGCAGGGGCACAGGUCAUCGGGAUCACGGACCUCAUGCCCCUCCCGCCCAUGGAGAGGCUCAUCUAGCGGACAUCAGGACAGGAUAACAAAUUUCCUGAAAUCAUCUAGCUUUCUAGUACACCUCUUUUUAUAUUAUAGCACAUCAAUGUACGAACGUUUGUGCUACAUGUACUAGUAUUUUUUUUCGAGAAGUUCGCAGUGAUCGAUGGAUUUGAAGUCACGUGACAGUUUCAUGGUGUUCUCGCGUGGAUUUGCGAGCUUUCGUAUGUAGGAAGGAAAGAAAGAAAUUCUGGCUGAAAAGGAAGGGAUGAAUUGGUAAGUUUAUACCGCUGGGGUACAGUAGUCUGUUCCGGCUGGUAAACUUAGAGCCAUGAAUGAUGAUCGUGUCUUUUCGGCUGUCCUAAAGUCAGCCAAUAGCAUCAAGUAGAUGCUAAUCCGAUACAGAUUCGCUUCACAGAUCGACAUUUCUUCUCAACCGUGAUGAAGCGAAUGAAUUCGAAGCAGUUGAAGUUAUUCAUACGACUGGGAUCUAUGCUAGCAAGGAAGUUAUACCUUGAUGUUAGGGAUAGUUUUGGGAAGUGCGUGUGUAUGAAACGAUAGUAUAUGCCUAUGU
This is a messenger RNA of Branchiostoma belcheri (Belcher's lancelet), 1777 nucleotides long. RefSeq names its product probable maltase-glucoamylase 2. NCBI's taxonomy places the organism in Eukaryota, Metazoa, Chordata, Leptocardii, Amphioxiformes, Branchiostomatidae. Bases 346 to 1230 code for a protein of 294 amino acids. The record is from RefSeq and is a predicted model, not a curated record. The transcript is spliced from 3 exons.